Messenger RNA from Colletotrichum godetiae, 1031 nucleotides. RefSeq names its product dienelactone hydrolase. Lineage: Eukaryota; Fungi; Ascomycota; Sordariomycetes; Glomerellales; Glomerellaceae. The transcript has 6 exons. Gene Ontology annotation, molecular function: hydrolase activity. Bases 84 to 938 code for a protein of 284 amino acids. The record is from RefSeq and is a predicted model, not a curated record.
CUCAACUACAACAAACCUCACUCUGAGUAUCGUCUCUCUCUACCAUCUUCUCCAUCAAUCCGUACUGAUCUAAAUCCUUCAAAAUGCUUAUCAAGGAGUCUCACGUCGACGUGCCAACCAAGGCAGACGGCAAGGAUGGUUCAAUGAGAAUCUUCCUCUUCCACCCUUCGAUUCCAGGCUAUCCCCAAGCCAAAUUCCCCGGCGUCUGCCUCUUUUCCGAGAUUUACCAAGUAACCGGCCCCGUCGCCCGCUUCGCCCGCCAGAUCGCCGGACAAGGCUACAUCGUCGCCGCGCCCUCGUCCUACCACGACUUCACCGGCCCAGAGGCCUUGGCCUACGAUGUCCCCGGCACCGACAAGGGCAACGCCUGGAAGGUUGAAAAGACUCUCGAGUCCUACGACGAAGACUCCCGCCGCACCGUAGACCAUCUCCUCACCCUCCAAACCUGCACCGGCAAAAUCGGUAGCACGGGAAUGUGUCUAGGCGGCCACCUCGCCGUCCGAGCCUCUCUCGACCCCCGCAUAACCUCCUGCGUAGCCUACUUCGCAACAGACAUCCACACCCGUACCCUAGGCCCCUACACAUCCGCAAACUCCUCCCCCACGGCCCCCGAAAACAGCACCCAUACCCUAGACCUCUUCGCCACCAACCUCACCCACGCAGAGGUAGCCAUGAUCUUUGGCGUAAAGGACACCCACGUCCCCCCCGAGGGCCGCGACCUCAUCCGCUCCAAACUCCGUGACGCGGGAGUCACGACGAGCUUUUAUGAGUUCGCGUGGGCCCAGCACGCGUUUAUCCGCGAUGAGUUGAGUAAAGGGCGGUAUGAUCCGGCUAUUACAAAGGUGUGCUUUGAGAUUUUAUUGGAGUUGUUUGGGAGGACGUUGAAGUUGGAUUUGGGUCCGUUGGAGGGCGUUGGCGAGGUCGAGCACGUGUGCUAAGUAUCAGAACACACACGUCUCUCCAGCCCAGGGUAAGCUUAUCACGCGCAUCACGUAGAUAGAAGAAAAGACCAAGCAUUGUUAAGAGGAAUA